Molecule: messenger RNA, 882 nt
Organism: Knipowitschia caucasica
Lineage: Eukaryota; Metazoa; Chordata; Actinopteri; Gobiiformes; Gobiidae
Source: the annotation of a GenBank genome assembly
AUGUGCCAGUCUCGGGUUCCCGGAUCCGUGGGCGCAGAACCCUUCUCCGCCCGCCUCAGGUACACGGGAGCAGAGGACCUGGACCACCCCAACCUCAUCAAACUGACCAUCACCAUGGCUCACAUCGACGGCAUGCUCCCGGUCGUCUCCACUCGGCCUCUCUCCAACUUCGAGCUGACCCUGAGUCCGGACGGGACCCGCGUCGGGAACCACCGCUGCUCCAACCUGCUGGACCACUCCGAGGUCUCCACCCGCUACGGCUUCAUCACUGCAGACACCAGGAAGGCCGAGGUGAUGGGAGACAGCGCCCCCUACCAGUACAGCGCGGCUCUGCGGGGGGAGGCCACGCUCCGCUUCUACAGGAACCUGAACCUGGAGGCCUGUCUGUGGGAGUUCAGCAGCUACUACGACAUGUCGGAGCUGCUGAGCGACUGCGGAGGGACCAUCUCCACAGACGGACAGUGUUCAUCUCUGCUGUUGUUUUGGCUCCUCAGGUCGGGGAAGCUGAAAGUGCCGGAGUGGGUGGACACCGUGAAGCUGGCCCCGCACAAAGAGCUGGCUCCGUGUGACGACAAUUGGUUCUACACACGAGCAGCGUCCACGGCUCGCCACCUGUACCUGCGCGGGGGCGUGGGGGUCGGCGCCAUGAUCAAGAUCUACGGAGGUCGUCAUAGAAACGGCGUCUGCCCCGCCCACUUCAGCGUCGGCUCCCGAAACGUGGCGCGCAAAGUCCUGCAGGCUCUGGAGGGCCUCAAGAUGGUGGAGAAGGACCCCAACGGUGGGCGUAGACUAACGCCUCAAGGCCACAGAGACCUGGAUCGAAUUGCGACUCAGGUGGCCUCUGCAAAUAAGAAGCAGCGCAGUUUACAAAGCAGCGUCUGA